CCGGCCCCGACGGGCAGCGGCUUGGGGCGUGCAGUCCGGCGCGGACACACGGGGCCCCAGGACCAGCCUCCUGCCUCGGACAGGCAGGUUGACGGACAGAUACCCUGUCCUGUCCUUUCCUCCCUCCCGGGCACACUCACUGCCCUGGCCCCUGCCUCCCUCCCUCCCUGACACACACACACACGCCCCCAAACCUGCGGGCUUUCCUGCAGCUCUGAAAAGUUCUGCCUGUCCGUGUGUGUCCGUGUGUCCAAAAUGGUCCCGGGGGCGUCGGUCUGGGAGCGGCAGCGGGAUGCGGCGGCGCGGGUCCAGCCCUUUCUCCUCGGCUGAGGCGGGGCGGCCCCGACGGGGGCCCGGAAAGGCGUCUGCAGCGGCGGAGGCGUCCAGCUCGGCGAUGCACGGGGUCGAGGUGUGGCUGCUGGCGCUGGCGCUGGCGCUGUGGCUGAGGCCGGUCCCGGGCGCCCCCGGCUCCGGCCCCCGGCGUCCGGCGCGGGCCCGGGCCUGCCCCGACCGGGCGGAGGAGCAGCUGGAGCAGCUGUACGGGCGGCUGGCCGCAGGCCUCCUCGCAGCCUUCCACCACACCCUCCAGCUGCCGCCCGGGACCCAGCCCCGCAACGCCACCUGCCCCGCACCCGCCGGACCCAACGGCCCCAACGGCCCCGGACACCGCCUCCCGCUCAACCUGCGCAGCAUCUCCCCCUGGGCCUACAGGAUCUCCCAUGAGCCCAGCCGCUACCCCCGGUACCUGCCCGAAGCCUACUGCCUGUGCCGCGGCUGCCUGACGGGGCUGUCCGGGGAGGAGGACCUGCGCUUCCGCAGCACCCCCGUGUACGUGCCCACGGUCGUGCUGCGGCGCACGACGGCCUGCGCGGGGGGCCGCGCCGUAUACGUCGAGGACUACGUCACCGUCCCCGUGGGCUGCACCUGCGUCCCACAGCCGGCCAAGGAACCCGGCAGCCUCGACUCCAGCCCAAACCAGCCAGCGCUGAAGCAGCUAGGGAGCCAGAGGGACCAGCUUACCACCACCUGACUCGGGGGAGCAGCCGAAGGGCCCCCAGCCACAGGGGAAGGUCACAAUGGGGCAAGGGAAGGGGUCUGACGGGGGAGAAGGAACCCAGAUGCAGCGGUGGUUCUGUCUUCCUCUGGCCUUCUGUGUAAACACGUCCAAGGGCUGAAAGGCAGCACCCAAGGAGACAACGGGGUGAUCCCCCCCUCGCCCUGGGGCAGGCAGGGCUGAGCAGGAUUGAACCACCCUUGGAUUCACAGGGGAAAGUUUACUUCUCCAAACAGUGGAGCAGGGUGGCCCCACCCCAUCAGCCGUGCCAGUCGGCCCUGCCUCACCAGCUUUGUGUGUGGCAUAUUGGGGCCCAAGUCUGGGCAGCGUUAGCUGCCCGCCUGGUUGCCUGAACUGGACAUCCCAAUGCCAGGAGGGUGGAGGUGGGGUGGGGUGGGGGGGGAGCCACAGCUGACCCUGGCACCCACCCAGCACUUCCUGCAAAUAGUGAAAUAAAAGUGACUGAGCUUCCCUCC
Messenger RNA from Ornithorhynchus anatinus (platypus), 1530 nucleotides. It is a transcript of the gene IL17D, whose product is annotated as interleukin 17D. The transcript has 3 exons. Gene Ontology annotation, cellular component: extracellular region. The record is from RefSeq and is a predicted model, not a curated record. Gene Ontology annotation, biological process: inflammatory response. Gene Ontology annotation, molecular function: cytokine activity. Bases 293 to 1030 code for a protein of 245 amino acids. Lineage: Eukaryota; Metazoa; Chordata; Mammalia; Monotremata; Ornithorhynchidae.